Messenger RNA from Dibothriocephalus latus, 960 nucleotides. Lineage: Eukaryota; Metazoa; Platyhelminthes; Cestoda; Diphyllobothriidea; Diphyllobothriidae. The record is from the annotation of a GenBank genome assembly.
AUGUCUGCUCGAGAACACCUGGUCGAUGUGGAGAAAGUUAAUGACGUGGAAUCCUUUGCAAUCCAGUGGACAACGCAAUUUCUUUAUCUUGUUCGCGGGAUGGCAGAAAGAUUGGUUUUAGGUCAAAUUUCAGAGGAGGAACGACUUCGGCGUCUGCUAAUAAUGACUGACAUAUUAUUGUGGAAAUCCGAAAAUGAUGCAUCUAACGAGGAAGGUCCCGGCGCCGACGGCUGGAGAACUUCGGUCAAGCUUGCCACCAGAAAGUUGUUGAAGCAAGCUCUCGAGAAACUGGCAUGGAUUAAGCAGUUCCUGGGCGAACUGAUGUUUUCGAUGGAGUACCCAGCCAACACCUCGGAAGUUAUAGAAAUCUGCAAACUCGUACCCGAUGAGGAGUAUCUCUUUGCUGUGGCCUUUACCAAAAAGCACCGCCCAUCCUCUGAAAAAUCGUGUUUGGGCCCUUCUACCGCUCCAAUUCUAGCCUCUCCUGCAUUAUGCGAAAAAAUUGCGCUUGGACACAUCGCCCAGUUUCUGGACAUCAGGCUUUGUCAUCGCUUGCUAAUCGCCCUAGAACUGAACAUGCAGCACAAAUCGUUUAGCAACGCUAUGGCAGUCAUCGAAACCAUCGCUCUCUUACUGGGGCCCUACCUACAACUUCAGUUUGAAAUACAGGAUAUUACAGAAGUAAGAUGUUGCCUCCUUGCAAUCCUUUUCGCAAAACAGCCUUUUUACGUUUCAAGACGUCAGAGUUUUUUUAUCACUUAUACCCAUGCUGCUGUCCUAGAUUCAGAAAACCUGCUUGACGCACUUGGUGGCUAUUUCAGAGAGUUUUGCAAACACUGUCCCAAGGGAAAAAACCAUUACGCGGUUGCCCUCAACGGAGUGCAUAAGACAACUGGCACACGCUUGCAGUCGCUCUCUUCUGCGACAUGGAAACCAGCGCUUGGCAUUGGAGGUCCUUGA